GUGGAAUAAACAAUGGCGUGAUAUUCAGAAAGAGAAGAGAAAUGAGGGGAAAGGUGGAAACAUGGCGAAGCAUUUGGAUUCAUGUGAAAGUAAAACGCGCAAUUCCUUUGCGGCUAUUGCACGAUGGGCCCGACACCGUAGAGGAGCUUCUGGAUAGGCAUCUAGUGAAGAAAAACAAAAAGGAAAACGACGACGAAGACGAGUUGCUGAAUCGGAGGCGACUCACCAGCACUCGCCGAGAAGCGCUGAGUCUUUACCGUGACAUUCUUCGGGCCACCCGGUUCUUCAUGUGGCCAGAUUCCAGAGGCGUCCUAUGGCGUGACGUCCUCAGAGACAACGCCCGAAGAGAGUUCGAAGAGGCCCGAUUCGAGUCCGACCCGGAAAUCGUGACCCGCUUGCUUAUCGGGGGCCGCGAGGCCGUCCACUCCGCUAUUGAUAAACUCGCCGAGAAACAGAGGCAACAGAUUCAGAAGGAUCGAGGUGGUGAUCAACGGUGAUCGUUCAAGGUAUUGGAAUUUUUCUUAUUUUUGAAAAUCUUGAUAUGUGUUGGAUCCUGUACUUAAGAUUGUUUGUGUACGAGGUUUGCCUUAUUUUCAAAUGUCUUUGGUAGAUAUAACUGUAUGCAUGCUUUUAACUGCUUCUGGAUCUUGAGAUCUGUUCAUUUAGUUGAGGGAUUGAUUGUACCUGUAAACUGGCUAAUAGUUCAAAGAAAUGUUGUAUAUUUGUGAAAUUCUUGUUUUUUGCUAACCACAGGAAUGGUUAUGAUAAAUUCAGCAUGUCUUAAAGUCCUGAAAGUGAAGGAUUAAGAUCAAAUUAAUCACUUUAUUAAAGUUUGUCAGGACACGACUAAAAUUUAACAAGCCUCUUCAUGUCCCUGUUAUUUUCACUCUUGAUAAGGUUGGCUUUGUAUCAAUAUAGUUUGGGGAUUCUCAUCUGUUGAGGAAUCCAAGUGUGAAUGAUUGAGUGAAAAAAGUCCCACAUUAGUUAAGAAUGGACUAAGUGAGCACCAUAUAAGUGGAAGGAUCCAUGCACCUAAUGCCUUAAGGUUUUGGGUUUGAUUGUGGUGUUCCGAGCCCAUUUAAUAUUGCUGUUCACUUGGCUCAUGGUUGGCGGUCUCUCCCCGCCGUGAGCUCCCCGUGCACGGCCCAACAUCAUCAUAGUCACAAACUCGUGGUAAUUAAUUCUCCCAUCUGAAAAAUGAAGCCCAACUGUGAGUCACAAUUCUUAUCGAGAGCAGAACUAUGAAAUUAUCACCAGAGUUUGGGAAACGAUUAUAAGAGCCCAAAUAGAGUAUUAUUAUGUAACAUACAUUGUCAGAAUCAACGUCCUCUAAGACUUCAUUUAUAGUUGCUUCAUCUCUCUUUUGAUAUUCAGUCAAAGCUUGUCUAACCUCAUCUAUUGUUAUGUAACUGAUAAAAUGGAAACAGAACUUCAGGUAAGCAAGACUGUAGUAAGAUUCACAAUUGAAAUAGAUGAAAAUCUGAUAUUAAUAUGAACCGUCACUGGCUUCCAUUUCAAGAUCUGAAUAACUAAUUGUUCUGAUUUUAUGUUACUGAACUCAAUACGUGACUUAGUCUUGUAUGUAUUAUGAUUAAGCAAUAUUUAUAAUCUUCAAAUUAAUGAACUUUAUACUGACCCUCUGUUUUCCUUAUCAAAGUAUUGAAAAGCCUUAUACAAAUUCUCUUCCUUCUCAAGUUUAUGCCCAUCCAUAGUGGCAUUAAUGACUUCAUAAUAGUCAAUAGUCCCAUUCUUGUCAACAACAGCCUGACAAAGUUACGUGAAGAAGGAAAAGUAUGGACCAUAGUCUUGCUUAAUGAAGAAGAAAGAGCAUGAAAAUUUAUUUUCUAAAUCUGUGAGAGACUGAACUUAGGUAGUGUUUGGUUGGGGAGAAAUUUUUUUUUACUAGGAAAAUGUAAUUGAUAGAGAAAUGGUUGGAAAGUGAGUUUGGUAGGAAAAUGUAAAAAAAUUUGUUUGGU
Messenger RNA from Gastrolobium bilobum, 1976 nucleotides. RefSeq lists its product as uncharacterized. The coding region runs from base 42 to 497 and encodes 151 amino acids. The transcript has a single exon. Gene Ontology annotation, biological process: mitochondrial respiratory chain complex III assembly. NCBI's taxonomy places the organism in Eukaryota, Viridiplantae, Streptophyta, Magnoliopsida, Fabales, Fabaceae. The record is from RefSeq and is a predicted model, not a curated record.